AAAACUUUUGGAACUAAGAACCCAAAAACAUAGCAAAAGUUUUCAUAAAUCUAAAGAAUUUUGAUUAAAAACUUAAUAAACUGCAUUAAGAUUGUCAAAGUGUGAACAAAAGAUUACUACACAUAAUAAUAUGCAACCACAAAGUUUACAUCUGUUCCUGAAAGCUCUCAUAAAUGCCACAAAAAUUGUUUGAGACGGAAGAAAGUAAAUCCCAAAAGACUACACAAAAAUUAUAUCAUAUUAGUAAGGAGUGAGACAAAUCAGCAGCAGAGAUGUCGACACUUGAUAUGACAAACAAUACUAUUGAGUUCCCAUUCUGUCAAAAUGAUCUUGACGACUUUCACACGUUCUUCAAUGCUAUUAAUUUCAAGCUGAGCCUGUGCAUUUGCAUAUUCGGAUGCAUCACCAAUGUCCUGAACUUUAUUGUUCUAUCGCAAAAAGAUCUCCGAACACAUAUAAACUACAUAUUGGCUGGACUCGCGAUUUCGGACUUCCUAGUGAUGCUUGUUUAUUUCCCAUAUGCACUUGAUCAUGCAUUCAGCAUAAAUUCGCGACCCGAGAGACUAACAUAUGGAUAUGCACAUUAUAUUUAUACGCAUGCUAUGUUUAGUCAAACAGCACAUACUGUAUCUAUAUUUUUGACAAUAACUUUAGCACUUUGGCGAUACAUCUCGGUAUGUCAUCCAUCAUGUAAGAAUGCAUUUAUGAGACGUACAUUUUGGGCAAUUAUUGCAUCAUAUAUUAUAAGUCCAAUUAUAUGUUUACCGUACUACAUGUCAUUGACAAUACAAUCUAAAUCUACUUAUGUGUAUAAAGGAAAUAUGACAGAAUAUAAAGCAUCGUCAAUUAAUGACACUGAAUCACAGUUUCUUGCAACAAUAGAUGAAGAUAAUGGAGAGAUUGAAAAGUACACAAGAUAUUAUGUUUCUGUAUCAAGCUUUUAUAUGUCAUAUAACCAGGCAUUCCUUUGGGUAUAUUCAGUCAUUAUUAAACUUUUACCUUGCAUGUUGCUGACCUAUUUUUCCUUACAACUCGUCCGUACGCUUUAUGAAGCUAAAAAAAGAAAGGAAAAGUUGAAUGGAAAUUUGCAAAUGUCUGCAAAGUUAUUGAACAAAAAGAAGCAAGCUGAUAGAACAACAAAGAUGCUGAUUGCUGUUUUGUUUCUGUUUUUAAUUACUGAAGUUCCGCAAGGCAUUUUGGGACUCAUGUCAGCUGUCUUACAUCAAGAUUUUUAUCUUCAUUGUUACCAGAAAUUGGGUGAUUUAAUGGAUUUUCUCGCCCUCCUGAAUUCAUCCAUAAACUUUAUCCUUUACUGCUCAAUGUCUCGACAAUUUCGUGAUACAUUCACAAAAAUAUUUUUACCUCGAUGUCUCAUACGCACUCAACGACGUGUAGCAAAUGGAAAUGGAUUUGCCGAAGUGGAUAGUCAUGGACGACAUGUUGAGACGAUGCACGAGACACAGAUGACACAACUUUAACUAACAGUUAUCUAUCGUAUUCUCAAGAACUUUCAAAGAAAUGAUAAUUAAAUUAAAGAUUUUUGUCUUCUACAAAAAGAUUUUAAGCUUUGCAUCUUUGUUUUUGGGAAUUCCGAAAAAAUCAAUUUUUUCAUUUUUUGAACGCAAGAUAUAAUAUUAAUGAAAACAUUAAAUUUAAAUUGAGAAUAUCACAAAAAAUACAAAAAUAGGUGCUGAAAUCAGAGUUGUGAUCUGUCACAGGCAAUCAGCUGUCAUUUACCAAUUAACAGGCACGGAUUUGUCACCUGUGCCUGUGGCAGGCGAUUUAUAUCGCACCUCUGACUGAAAAUUUACGAAAAUUCAAGCUUAAAUUUAUAUUUAAAGCACAAAUAAAGUGAAAAUGACGAAUAAAAUAUAUUAUUUAUUAAAUUGCACACUGGGAAAAGAAGAUCAAUUGAU
Molecule: messenger RNA, 1916 nt
Organism: Chironomus riparius
Lineage: Eukaryota; Metazoa; Arthropoda; Insecta; Diptera; Chironomidae
Source: the annotation of a GenBank genome assembly